GUGAUAGUCAAUUUGUUUCGCCAAUUUCGAGUAUAAUAUUCCACCCUUUCACUUUUGACGAGUAUUCUACACCUGAUAGUGAAGAACUCCAGAAGGGUAAUAUUGAGUUGGAUAGAGGCCGAUAGAAGUAUUUUCCAGAAGUGUAUGUUAGCAAUUGAAAGAUGUAACAACUUCCUCUAGAAAUUUGUGGGUUUAUUGCCUCAGAUAACUUUUGUUACGAUACUGACUUCAUAGAUUCGUUUAAAAAGUCAAACAUUCAGAAGAAAGAGCAAAGAAAGGUGAGGAUUUAUUUAAAAUAACGAAUUUCAAAUAUCAAUUUUGUUUUACAUAAUGUAUUAAAAUUAUUGGUAUACUAGAAUAUAAAAAACUUGUUUAUGAAUAUGGGGCAUCCAGAUGAUCAUCAUGUAACCGGCGUAGAAGAAACGUCCUGGGUUGGCAUGAAAGUAGCAGAUCGUGGCGAAUACAGUAACAAGAACCACCAGACACGACAUAUUUCAUCCAACGAUAUUUCUGCAAGAAAUUCAAACUUUUUGCCCGAACACGAAGAAUCAGAUCGGCAAAUGGGGCCUCGUCAACACAAUGGCUUUCCUUUCAUCCCAGUGCCAUCGGGAAAUGGAAUUUCACUCAAAGGACUUGGGGAAAAUGGACGUGGUGACGCAGUACAUGCUGCUCCCUAUUCCCGAUUAGGAGGUGCUUCCAUGAUACCGAAUUUUCUGACUGGUAACCGUGAAAUUAACCCAACUUAUCGUGGUAGCAGUUUUGAUCCAAAGCAUCAAUAUGCCUUCGUUGCUCCAACCAAAGAAAAUCCUGAUUCUUCGCCAAGAAGCCAUUCUACAGACAUCGAAAACGAAGAAAUAGAUGUCGAAUCCAGUGAUAACCCAUCUUCACCAUCUCCGAGUAACGAGAAUAUCGAUGUAACAACAACGUGCGAAGUUCCUGCUAUGUACCGAAAAUCAAGUGAUUCUAACAUGACAUUCCCCACGCCGAUGGAAAGAGAUGAACGGGAAUGUACAACGAAGAUCAGCGGAGCAAAGCAACUUGAUUUCCGCAAUAGCGAUGUAAUGUCUCCGACUCGAACAGAAAAUGUGCCAUCGCAUUCAAUUUCUCGCAUCAUCGGUUGCCAUUCUCCAAAUCCCUCACAAAGUACGAUGGAAACGGUGGGCGAGGAAAAGAGAUUGAACAGCGUCACAACGCCAACUUCAAUAAAUAUAUCAGGAGAUACAUCGUGCACAUCAUUUGAGUCCAACUAUGGAAGUGACAAUAAACGAGAUAAGUGCAAAGGUAUGCCUCUAUCGCCCACGUCUAUGGAAGUAAAGAAGCGACCGCGAACUGCAUUUACGCCGGAGCAGAUCAAAAGACUCGAAACGGAGUUUCAGCGGAACAAAUACCUGUCUGUUGGAAAACGCAUGGAAUUGUCCAAGGCUUUGAAACUUACUGAAACUCAGAUAAAAAUUUGGUUUCAAAACAGACGAACCAAAUGGAAAAGGGAGUACCUCAGUGAAUGGGAAGUUUGGGCACAUCAAAAUUACUAUGCCAUGCAUGGACUCUACGGCGCUGCAGCAGCAGCCUCAGCUUUGGCAGCGGCGUCCGCUCCAGGAACAUCACCAGGGGUACCCAUUCGAGCACAGCCCUUACACCCCGGCAUGUUACCAUCGCCAAAUAUGACCGGAUCUCCGUAUGCUGAAGCCAUGCAUGGUGUAGUGAAAACUCCAGGGCCGUUCAGUCAUCCAUCUGUAAUGUUUCAAAAUCAGAUGUUACCUCAUCCUGCGCGACCUCCCACUCACAUCCACCACUCCCCGCCAUCGGGUCCUGCUAAACCGAAUCCGAUAAUGCCAAACAGAAUAGGACUGGGGUCUCCGGCGCUGCCAAUUCCAAUAAGUUCACAGCCGAUGAUUCCACAGCUGCCAUUUUAUUUCCUACCUGGACCAAUGUACGCAGCAGCGGCUGCCGCUGUAGCCGCCAAUCAUUCUGGUGUCAACAGAGAAUCAACAGAUGGCUGGAUGCCCAGCGUUACUUCUACAAGUCCCAUUCCUCAUGGAAGUCCAACUUCCGUACAUGUUUCUACAACUUCGCCAUUAGGGCGCAAUACCAAGCUCUCCCCGCCUAGCCUGUAUGCCCGACCCCAUCCUGAUGUACAAUCACAUUACAGAACCAGCGUUAAUGCGGUUUUGUGCGGACAUAAGUCUCCACGAAUCUUGUCCGAUAACCCUUCUCAAUCACCUAUAGGAUACGCUCGAUGGGGUGGCAUGGCUUCCAUCGGGACCACUGGAAAGACAGAUGCAAACAAUAAUCAAGCAACUUUCGGGCACGAAAACGACGCCAUCUCUACGCCUUCCUAGGGGGGCUGGUAAAAUGGAUUCCAUAAAAAACUAAUAUAUCAUUGUAUAUUUUUUUUUUCAUUCGUUUUGUCCUCAUUGUGGGGUGCGACCUCAGCUGUCAUAUUUAUAUCUCAAUCAUAGUUUGCUACUUUCAACUAAGUUUCAUUGUAACCACUAAUAAAUGCUAUACAUCAA
Messenger RNA from Styela clava, 2513 nucleotides. RefSeq lists its product as uncharacterized. The record is from RefSeq and is a predicted model, not a curated record. Gene Ontology annotation, molecular function: DNA binding; DNA-binding transcription factor activity, RNA polymerase II-specific. NCBI's taxonomy places the organism in Eukaryota, Metazoa, Chordata, Ascidiacea, Stolidobranchia, Styelidae. Gene Ontology annotation, biological process: regulation of DNA-templated transcription.